CCGCCGCUGCUGCGCGCGCAGCUCCCGGCGCUGGGCCGCCUGCUGUGCUUCCCGCAGGCCUUCGUGGGGCUCAGCAAGGCCACCACGUGGUACCAGUACGGCUUCGCGCAGCCGCAGGGCCCCAAGCCCAACAUCCUGGUGUCGGGCCACGAGAUCCGGCAGUUCGCGCGCUUCCUGGCCGAGCGGCUCGGGGUCCCCGCGGGGCUCGGGGGUCCCGACCCGCCGCCACCCCCCCCGGAUCAGGACUACAUCCUGGUCUUCACCCGCACCCGCAACCGGCUGAUCCUGAACGAGGCGCAGCUGCUGCUGGAGCUGGCCCGCGAGUUCCAGAUGAAGACGCUCACCGUGUCCCUGGAGGAGGAGGAGGAGGAGGAGGGGGAGGAAGGGGGCCCCGGGGGGACCCGGCCCUUCGCCGACGUGGUGCGGCUGGUCAGCCGGGCCUCCAUGCUGGUCAGCAUGCACGGGGCGCAGCUGAUCACCGCCCUCUUCCUGCCCCGCGGGGCCACCGUGGUGGAGCUGUUCCCCUACGCCGUCAACCCGGACCACUACACCCCGUACAAGACGCUGGCCACCCUGCCCGGCAUGGACCUGCGCUACGUGGCCUGGCGCAACACCCGGCCCGAGGACACGGUCACGCACCCGGACCGGCCGUGGGACCAGGGCGGCAUCGGCCACCUCGACCGGGCCGAGCAGGAGCGCAUCGUGCAGAGCCGCGAGGUGCCCCGCCACCUGUGCUGCCGCAACCCCGAGUGGCUCUUCCGCAUCUACCAGGACACCCGGGUGGACGUGGCGUCGCUCAUCCGGACCAUCCGGCGCACCGUGCCCGGCCGGCCCGGCCCGACCCCCGGCCGGCCCCAGGGCGCCGUCAGCCUGUACCCCAGCAAGGUGCGCGAGGCCCGGUGCCAGGGCUCGGCGCGGGGAGACGCCGGGGCCCGCCUCACCGUGUCCUGGCAGAUGCCCUGGAACCUGCGGUACCUGAAGGUGAAGGAGGUGAAGUACGAGGUGUGGCUGCAGGAGCAGGGCGAGAACACCUACGUGCCCCACCUCCUGACCCUGCAGAACCACACGUUCACGGACAACAUCAAGCCCUCCACCACCUACCUGGUGUGGAUCCGCUGCAUCUUCAACAAGAGCCUCUCGGGACCCUUCGCAGACGUGCUGGUGUGCAGCACGUAGCAGCCUGGGUGUGCGGCCGGGCCGGGCCUCCCUCCCUUCCUCCCCUCUCUGGGCAGACAGUGGGGUCUCUCCAGCUUAGGGGAUCUUUUCUGCACCCCUUCCAUCUCCUCAGGCCUCUGGAUCUCCACAC
Dipodomys ordii (Ord's kangaroo rat) is the source of this 1306-nucleotide messenger RNA. It is a transcript of the gene Pomgnt2, whose product is annotated as protein O-linked mannose N-acetylglucosaminyltransferase 2 (beta 1,4-). The record is from RefSeq and is a predicted model, not a curated record. Gene Ontology annotation, cellular component: endoplasmic reticulum. The transcript has a single exon. Gene Ontology annotation, biological process: protein O-linked glycosylation via mannose. Gene Ontology annotation, molecular function: protein binding; protein O-acetylglucosaminyltransferase activity. The annotation marks the transcript as partial. NCBI's taxonomy places the organism in Eukaryota, Metazoa, Chordata, Mammalia, Rodentia, Heteromyidae.